AUGGAUCACAGAACUCAGGUGUUUCUGCUUCUUAUAUUCGCUCCUUUUCUCGUUUUAGCCAAUCAUGUGACAAGUCCUCAGGAUGUUAUGGGUUUGACGUUUCUAAAGCAACUAUGGAAUAACACGCCUCCAAGUUGGGGGACUCGUCUGUCUGAUCCUUGUGAAGAUGACUGGGAUGGCAUUAGGUGUACCAACAUGCGUGUGAUCUCUUUAAUAUUACCAAGUAUGAAUUUGACUGGCACACUCUCUGGAGAUAUUGAUCAGUUUUCUGAACUACAAAUUUUGGAUCUAUCUUACAACAAGGGCCUGACAGGACCACUCCCAACAGAAAUUGGGAGCUUGAAGAAGCUGUAUAACAUAAUCCUGGUUGGUUGCAGUUUCUCUGGUCUCAUCCCUGCUUCAAUAGGGUCCCUACAAGAGCUAAUUUUUCUAUCUCUGAAUUCUAACAGAUUUAGUGGGAGGAUCCCAUCUUCCAUUGGUAAUCUGUCUAAACUGUACUGGCUGGAUCUAGCUGACAACAACCUCGAAGGACCCAUCCCAGUUUCUGAUGGUGUUGAACCUGGACUUGACAUGCUCAGUCAUUGCAAGCACUUUCAUCUCGGAAUCAAUCAUCUCUCAGGCCCAAUUCCAUCAAAGCUUUUUAACUCAAACAUGAGACUGAUACAUGUGCUCUUCGAAAGUAAUAAACUCACUGGCAGCAUCCCUUCCAGCGUUGGACUUGUAAAGUCUUUGGAGGUCGUGCGAUUUGAUGAUAACAUAUUAAGUGGGCUUAUUCCUCUCAGCUUCAACAAUCUUACAAAUGUUUCUCAGCUGUUCUUGUCCAACAACAAGUUGAGCGGCCCUGCUCCCGACCUUACUGGCAUGAUCGGUCUCCAUUAUGUGGAUUUGAGCAAUAAUAGUUUCGACACGUCUGAUGUUCCACCAUGGUUCUCAACACUAGAGUCUUUGACCACAUUAAUCAUGGAGGACACAAAACUUCAAGGAGAAAUACCUGUUUCUCUAUUCAGCCUUUCAAACUUACAGACUGUGGUCCUGAAGAACAACCAGCUAAAUGGCACCUUGGAUAUUGGGACUUCCUAUAGCAGUCAAUUGCAACUCAUUGAUUUACAAAAUAAUAAAAUUCAUGAAUACGAGGGAAAUGGAGGAUAUGAUGGCAUUUUAAUACUUGUUCAAAAUCCAGUUUGUACUGAAACUGGGGCAUCACUGAUGAGUUACUGCAAGAUUUCACAAUCAUCUGAUCUCGUCCAAUAUGAAACAUUGCCAAAUAACUGUGUUCCCAGUGCUUGCAGUUCCGAUCAGGUUUCAAGCCCCAACUGUAAAUGUGCAUAUCCAUACGGGGGCAGAAUAAACUUUAGAGCUCCUACCUUCUCAGACUGGGAAAACUCAAAUGUCUUCAAAGAGCUUGAGAACAAUCUCACGGGUUUUUUCAGUAAACAUCAAGUUAACGUUGAUUCAGUCUCUUUCAGUAACCUCACCAAGGACUCCCAUGCAUACAUUUGGUUGAGCCUAGAAGUAUUCCCACAAAUCCAAAAUCGUUUCACUAGAAAGGAAGUUUCUAAUAUUGCUUUUCUACUCAGUAACCAAACAUUCAAGCCUCAAAAGUAUUUUGGACCAAUCGUUUUUAUCGGAAAUGAUUAUUCAGACUUUGCAGGUGAUUCACCAUCAAAACCAAACAAAUCGUCCAAUGUGGGCAUUAUCAUUGGAGCAGCAGCUGGUGCUUCUGUUCUUGUGCUGAUAUUUCUCCUUGUAGGAAUUUAUGCUAUUCGCCAGAAGCGAAGGGCAAAAAGAGCCACUGAUCAAAACAAUCCUUUUGGCAAAUGGGAUGUGAAUAAUAAAAGCAGUGGUAGCAUUCCUCAGUUAAAAGGUGCUAGAUCGUUCUCUUUUGAAGAGCUUAUGAAAUAUAGCAACAACUUUUCAGAAGCAAAUGAUGUUGGAUCUGGGGGAUAUGGGAAGGUUUACCGUGGAACUCUUCCCACAGGGCAACUGAUUGCCAUCAAACGAGCUCACACAGAAUCUAUCCAAGGUGGACAUCAGUUCAAAAGUGAGAUUGAACUUCUUUCACGAGUUCAUCAUAAGAACCUUGUCAGCCUUGUAGGAUUUUGUUUUGACCGAGAUGAGCAGAUGCUGGUGUAUGAGUAUGUAGCAAAUGGGACUCUUAAGGAUAGUCUUUCAGGUAAGUCAGGAAUCAGAUUAGAUUGGCCGAGGAGACUUAAAAUAGCACUUGGUACAGCUAGAGGCUUAGCCUAUCUUCAUGAACUUUGCCACCCUCCAAUUAUCCACAGAGAUAUCAAGUCAACUAAUGUUCUGUUGGACAACAGAUUGAGUGCGAAAGUUGCUGAUUUUGGUCUCUCCAAGUCCAUGGGUGACAGUGGGAGGGAUCAUGUCUCCACUCAAGUUAAAGGGACAAUGGGAUACAUGGAUCCUGAAUAUUACAUGACUCAACGGUUGACUGAGAAGAGUGAUGUUUAUGGUUUUGGAGUGCUAAUGUUGGAGAUACUUACUGCAAGAAAACCGAUAGAACAAGGAAAAUAUAUCGUGCGAGAAGUAAGAAUGGCAAUGGACAGGACUAAAGAAUUAUACAACCUUCAUGUGAUCCUGGAUUCAGCCAUUGGUUUGAGAACAACACUGGUAGGUUUAGAGAGGUUUGUGGAUCUUGCAAUGGCUUGUGUUCAAGAAGAAGGAGUCAACAGGCCUACAAUGAGUGAGGUGGUGAAAGAGAUUGAAUACAUUAUGCAGCUUGCUGGACUGAACCCUAAUGCUGAAUCGGCAUCCACUUCCUCAAGCUAUGAGGAUCCGGCAAGGGUUAGGCAUCCGUACAGCAAUAUUGAGGCUGCCUUUGAUUACAGUGGAGUGUUUCCGUCUUCAAAGAUAGAGCCGCAGUAGGGAGCAUGAAUGUAAAUAUAUCUAGAAUAAUGGUGAGUACUUGGUGUUAAUUAGUAGCUUGCUUCAGUACUUGUAUACAUAACAGUUAGUGAUUCGGUGUUCAUGAAUAUAUGUAAUAUAAGUAUUGUGUGUCCAAAAGUUUUUACUGCUAAACUGUUUGUUAUGACAAAUCGAUUAAAUAGGAAAGUGAUUUUU
This is a messenger RNA of Fragaria vesca subsp. vesca, 3078 nucleotides long. RefSeq names its product probable leucine-rich repeat receptor-like protein kinase At5g49770-like. Gene Ontology annotation, molecular function: ATP binding; protein binding; protein kinase activity. The transcript is spliced from 19 exons. Gene Ontology annotation, biological process: protein phosphorylation. The record is from RefSeq and is a predicted model, not a curated record. Bases 1 to 2883 code for a protein of 960 amino acids. Lineage: Eukaryota; Viridiplantae; Streptophyta; Magnoliopsida; Rosales; Rosaceae.